GUGCGGAGGGGGGUCUCACACGGCACGGUGUGCGGGUUGCUAACAUUAGCAUCUACAAAGGGAAAGCACGUUUACUCCUGAGCAGCUUUCAGGCUUGGAUCCAAGGUCCUGUGCUGUUUGUCUUGAGCCCAUCAUUUACUACUAUGGCUGCAUCCCUGGUUUUAUAAUUUUAAUAUCUAAAUUAAGGAAUUGGAGGCGGAUGGACUAAGUUUUGGAUUGGAACUAGAGUUAGGAUUAAGGACCACUUCUACAGCUAUUUGUGAGAACAAGAAGUGAGCUUAAAGCCUGCAGGUGCCUCCAUUCUGUGUUAGCAGAACCAGUCCUCUAACCACCAUGGCGGAUGGACGAAUCUAUGUGGGGAAUCUUCCAAUGGAUGUCCAGGAGAGAGACAUAGAGGAUCUCUUCUUCAAAUAUGGAAAAAUCCGGGAUAUUGAAUUGAAGAACAAUAGAGGCACUAUCCCCUUUGCCUUCGUUCGCUUUGAAGAUCCACGGGAUGCGGAUGAUGCCGUAUAUGGAAGGAAUGGGUAUGGAUAUGGAGAUUCCAAGCUACGUGUAGAAUAUCCACGAUCUUCUGGAGCUAAAUUUGGUGGUACUAUGGGAGGAGGAGGUGGUGGAGGAGGACCUAGGGGGAGGUUUGGACCCCCAACCCGCAGAUCCGAAUUCCGCGUCAUAGUGACUGGAUUGCCACCAACUGGGAGCUGGCAAGACCUGAAAGACCACAUGCGUGAAGCAGGAGAUGUGUGCUUUGCUGAUGUGCAGAGGGAUGGUGAGGGAGUGGUCGAGUUCCUCCGUAGAGAGGAUAUGGAAUAUGCUUUGCGUAGGUUGGACAGGACUGAGUUUCGUUCCCAUCAGGGUGAGACUGCAUAUAUCCGUGUCUAUGAGGAGAGGGGUACACCAAGCUGGGGUCGAUCACGUUCCCGCUCCAGAUCCAGAGGACGCUAUUCACCACCCUACCAGAACAGAGGAUCUCCUCCGCAACGGUACCAGACACCACCACGUCAUGCUAUGUCCCGCCAUAGUCCACCUGCCAGGAGACAUCCUCUGCAGCACCAUAGUCCACCACCACGCCACUAUCGGUAGAAGGUCCGCAAUUGAUGUUAGUUAAAUGUUUUGUAACUGAAGGUUUUUUUUGUUGGUUUUUUGUUUUUGUUUUUUUGACCCCAGGUCUACAUAGGAUGAACCCUUUUUGCUUGCAUUUUUACAUUCCAUGAUCAGAUCCCCUGAACACCCCCCCCCCAACCCUUGUCCCACAUUUACAUUUUAAAAUCACCACCUUAGGGGGUAUUUUAAGAGGCAGGAUAAGUUGAGCAAGAUAACUGCCCAUUUAAAUAUACUAAUUUCUUUUAUAAAGAAAUUAAGAGUUUUAAUCUUCACAGCUUAAGUAUUGGCUUGUCAGAUUGUCCAAAACUAGUGAAGCAACUGUCUUGCCAAUUCUAAUGCUGCAUUUUUGAAUAUCAGUACUAGGCAACAAAUUCUUCCAGUUAUGUCAUGUCAGUGUAGACUUGUCCCUAAAAUAUUGAAUGGUUUUUUUUUGUUCUUUGGGUUGUUUUUUUUUGGAAAAGAGCCAAUGUGAGAAGCGAUAUUUUUCUGCUUCCUUCAUAAACAUCUAUGUAAAGUGUAAACUUCAACAGUGACACACUGACUGUGAUCAUCACUUUUUUUUUUAUGAUGUGUGGACCUCUGACCGACUUGGCCCAUAGGUGGACUAUGAUUUGUAAAAUUUCUUUUGAAUAAAGGAUUUUCUUAAUGUCA
This is a messenger RNA of Lampris incognitus (smalleye Pacific opah), 1752 nucleotides long. It is a transcript of the gene srsf9, whose product is annotated as serine and arginine rich splicing factor 9. Gene Ontology annotation, cellular component: cytoplasm; nucleus; ribonucleoprotein complex. The transcript is spliced from 5 exons. The record is from RefSeq and is a predicted model, not a curated record. Bases 334 to 1080 code for a protein of 248 amino acids. Gene Ontology annotation, molecular function: mRNA binding. Lineage: Eukaryota; Metazoa; Chordata; Actinopteri; Lampriformes; Lampridae.